Molecule: messenger RNA, 1592 nt
Organism: Diuraphis noxia (Russian wheat aphid)
Lineage: Eukaryota; Metazoa; Arthropoda; Insecta; Hemiptera; Aphididae
Gene: Prosbeta5
Product: Proteasome beta5 subunit
Cellular component (GO): cytoplasm; proteasome core complex
Molecular function (GO): threonine-type endopeptidase activity
Source: RefSeq, a predicted model, not a curated record
AUGGCAAUGUUAUCUUUGUGUGGGUUGUCUGAUGAUACUUUAUUCAAAAGCAAAUGCGAAGUUGAAGAAAAUGAAGCAUUCGAAACUUUUCGGAGUGACAAUACCGUAAACCAAAUGAAUUUGUACUCACUUCCUGGAAAUCCUGUUGAAAACAUGCGUAUGAUUACUGCACGUGAUACAAUGGGUCGUCCAAUUGAGUUAAACUUUCACCAUGGUACUACAACAUUGGGAUUUUUAUACCAAGGAGGCAUAGUGUUAGCAGUUGAUUCUCGUGCUACUGGAGGACAGUACAUUGGUUCUCAAUGUAUGAAGAAAAUCGUUGAAAUCAAUGAUUUUAUGUUGGGUACAUUAGCUGGUGGUGCAGCUGAUUGUGUCUACUGGGAUCGUGUUCUCUCAAAACAAUGCAGAUUACAUGAGUUAAGAAACAAAGAACGUAUUAGUAUUACAGCUGCUUCCAAAAUUAUGUCAAACAUGAUUUAUUACUAUAAAGGAUAUGGAUUAUCUAUUGGAAUGAUGUUAGCUGGAUAUGAUAAAAAUGGCCCAUCUUUAUUUUACAUUGACAAUGAUGGUUCCAGAACACCAGGUAAAGUGUUUUCAGUAGGUUCCGGAUCAAUAUAUGCGUUUGGUGUUCUUGACUCUGGCUAUAAAUGGGAUUUAACUGACGAAGAAGCUCAAAAGCUUGGUCAAAGAGCUAUCUUCCAUGCUACUCAUCGAGAUGCUUACAGUGGUGGGAUUGUYCGAGUGUAUCACAUCACUAAAGAUGGAUGGAAACAUAUAAAGAAUGAAGAUUGUGAUGAAAUAUAUGAUAGAGUAAAGAAUGAAGCUAAAUAAUUAAAUAUUCAAGUUCUAAAUGUUUUAAUUAUAAGUACAUAAUUUUUGUAUGGUUUAUACAUUCAAGUGUUAAAAAAAUUGCUUUACAAGUGUUCUAAAUUUUCAAAAAUAAAUUAUCAAUAAAAAAUUUGUCUUACAACAAACAUCAACUGUAUCAUUAUAAUAUAUAAUAUUUGGUGUGAUUAAUUGAAUUACUCUAUGUCAGUUUAAUUAUUCCUUAAUUUAAAAAUACAUAUUAUCCAAUUAUGGUAUAUUGGGAGUAUUGACUUACAAAACCUGAUAACUGGUUAGUCUAUGUGUAAUAUAUAUGUUAUUUUARAAAUCAUCAAAAUGGUUUAUAUUUCAUUUUUAUUUUGUCAAUUYAAUAGUUUUAAUUAUUGUAAAUUUGUAUUCUUGGAUCUAAUUUUUGUAAAUUAAAAUUUUCCGUGAGAAAUAGCGAUAGUAAAGAAUUGGACAAAAAUUAUUAAGUGUAAACAUUGUAAACAUCUAAACACACCCCUGAAUCUUAUGCAAUAUGAUUUUAUAAUAAUUUGUUUAAACAAACAACAUGUUAUUGUUUCAAACGUAAUUUGCUAAAUGCUAAUUUAAAAACUAAAUUUCCAACCUAAAUAAAAUUUAUACCAAUAGAUUCCUUGAGGGUGUUUAUUGUUGAGGUACUUAUUUGUUGUUGUGUAUAAGUUAUCACCAUACUAACGAUGACUCAUACCAUUUUAUUUUUAUACUAUAUUAUUUCAAUUUCAAGUAUUGUAAAAAAUAUACAC